CCAGACGCAGUUGAACUCUCCAAAAACUAAAUUAGCGAAUAGCUACGGCUCUAUCUUCUCUUUCUCAUAAACGAACAACCUCAAUAAGCUCUUUCUCUCAGAUCUCUCACGCUGCUCUCAAAUGCCAAGAAAAGGGAUGAGGAGUAUCUGCUUUCACCCGAAAACGCCGUCGUUUUCUACCUCCCCUCGCUCUUCCCCUUCAAGAGCUUCUCUCUCAACUCCUCGCCGCAGCUUCUCUGAAUCCAUCAUGGAACAAACCAUUGAAGCUGCCUCGAAUGUUAUCAUGAAAUGGAACCCUGAAACUUCCACCUUUGCCAGAGUCACCUCUCUCUUUUACGAGAAUAAGCGAGAGGCUAUGCAGUUCUUGAAGUGUGUUACUGACCUGCAAAAAGCCAUGCAUUUACUAGUCUCCGAUGGCUCCUCCCACGGUAGAAUCGUACGAGCGCAAAAUCUUAUGCAGAUUGCUAUGAAACGACUGCAAAAGGAGUUUUAUCAAAUUCUUUCCACCAAUCGGGCCUACUUAGAUCCUGAAUCUGUCUCCGCCAGAUCCUCCCGUGCUUCUACAAGAUCCAGCAUCUCCGAUUACGAUGAUGAGGGUUUUGCUGAUGAUGAAAUUCGCGCUGCAGGCGAUUCAAUCUCUGAAGUUGAACAAGUUUCCUCAAUUGCCAUGGCGGACUUAAGAUCCAUUGCUGAGUGCAUGAUCUCCUCUGGAUACGCCAAAGAGUGCGUGAAUGUUUACAAAAUUAUACGAAAGUCGAUCAUCGACGAAGGCAUUUACCGGCUGGGCGUAGAGCGAAUGAGCCCAUCGCAAAUUAAUAAGAUGGAUUGGGCCGCGCUAGAUUUGAGAAUAAAGAACUGGUUGGAGGCAGUUAAAAUCUCCUUGAGAACUCUCUUCAACGGAGAGAGAAUUCUUUGUGAUCACGUUUUCUCGAUUUCCGAUUCCAUCAGGGAGUCUUGUUUCAGUGAAAUAUCCAGAGAAGGAGCUAAUCUUCUCUUUGGAUUCCCUGAACUUGUAGCCAAGACCAAGAAAUCUCCAAUGGAGAAAAUGUUUCGGGUGCUCGAUAUGUACACUGCAAUAUCUGAAAACUGGGUGGAGAUUGAAUCCAUCUUCUCUUUUGAGUCAACUUCCACAGUCCGAUCACAGGCUCUCAAUUCACUAGUUCGACUCAGUGAUUCCGUUCUUACAAUGCUCACUGAUUUCGAGUCGAGUAUCCAGAAGGACUCGUCCAAGACUCCAGUUCCAGGCGGUGACGUGCAUCCUCUAACAUUUCAUUCGAUUAAUUACCUGACUAUACUCGGCGAUUACGGCAGUAUCCUCUCUGAUAUUAUCUCUGACUGGCCUCCACUGGCAAAAUCAUCUCUACCUAAAUCAUACUUCGACAGUCCAGAGUCUGAUGAUACUCCAGCACCGCCGAUAUCGGUUCGAUUCGCUUGGCUAAUUCUGGUUCUUCUAUGCAAGCUCGACGGCAAAGCAAAGCAUUACAAAGAUGUAUCUCUCUCGUAUCUCUUCUUAGCCAACAAUCUACAAUACGUAAUAUCUAAAGUUCAGACGUCAAAUCUCCAGUAUUUACUCGGCGAAGAGUGGAUUACAAAGCAUGAAGCUAAAGUGAGACAAUUUGCGGCGAAUUACGAGAGGCUAGCGUGGGGUCAGGUGUUCGCGUCAUUGCCGGAGAAUACAUCGGCCUCCAUCUCGCCGGAGGAAGCCAGGGAGAGUUUAAAACGAUUUAAUUCCAGUUUCGAAGCAGCAUAUAGAAAGCAGAGUUCUUGUAUCGUAUCGGACCCGAAACUCCGAGACGAGGUGAAGGUUUCGAUAGCGAGAAAGCUAACGCCGGUUUACCGGGAGUUUUAUGGCAAAGUAAUGGUUACGGUGGAGGGAAAGAGGAAUAUAAGGAUAUUUGUCCGAUAUGCCCCUGAAGAUUUAGAGACUUACCUGUCGAAUUUGUUUUUUGGGACGAUUGACAUGGGGAUCUCAUCGUCAUCUCCUUCUACACCGUCGUCGUCGACGUCUUCUCAUCGGCCGCGAUCGCGCUUGUCGAGUUGAUUUUUUGAAAAUUUUUAAAGCGCAAGGGUAUAUUUGCAAAAUUUUGACCGUAUAUAUUACAUGUGCGGCUUUAUACGUGAAUAAAUACAAAUACAAUGAUAGAUACACUUUUGUACUCAAAUGAUGCUAGCAUGAAUUGCAUUUGCAUUUAAUUGAUUUA
Hevea brasiliensis (rubber tree) is the source of this 2201-nucleotide messenger RNA. Its product is annotated as exocyst complex component EXO70H1. NCBI's taxonomy places the organism in Eukaryota, Viridiplantae, Streptophyta, Magnoliopsida, Malpighiales, Euphorbiaceae. Gene Ontology annotation, cellular component: exocyst. The record is from RefSeq and is a predicted model, not a curated record. Gene Ontology annotation, biological process: exocytosis. Bases 122 to 2041 code for a protein of 639 amino acids. The transcript has a single exon. Gene Ontology annotation, molecular function: phosphatidylinositol-4,5-bisphosphate binding.